CCAAGAAGCUAUUAGUUAUUUUUAAAAUUAAAAAUUCCUGUUAUUAAUGAAUUAAUAAUCUACUUUAAAUAAAAAUUCGAAAAACGACGUGGCGCCAUCUGUCGGAAGUUUCCGACAAUAAUAAUAGGUAAGACGGCGUUAGAUCAUUGGGCGUGAAGUUUGAAUAAGUUGAGAAAUUUGUUAAGAAUGGAGCGAAUUCCUGCGGGAAAAGUUCACUUCCGGUUUCUUUGUCUGUCGUAGCGCACACGUGGGUUGCCAUGACGACACGAACGUCGAGUUAAUCUCGCGGGUUCUCGCGAGCGAGACGAUAGUCGACCGGGAGUGCUGGAGCGGAGUGGAUUUCGCAAUCGCUGGCAUUUCUUGGCUUUCUACAACGCUACGAACGGGCAGAAAAUGGAAGAGGACACGAGGAAAUGUCGACUGACCUGCACCCCACCGACUGGUUUCGUCGUUGCGCAACCACGUGACCCGAAGAAACUGAAGACUUACCUGGAAAAUUGCAGGAGCUUUGGCAAUCUCACACUGCCCAAUGCCUCGAGCAAGGGAGCCCUCCUGUCCAACAGCAACCAGCAGCAGGGAGCCAGGAGCCCGGAAGCCAAACCCUCCAAGCCUGCCUUCACCGACAUCUUCGAGGGCCCCCUCUCGGCCAGGCCCACCUUCGCUCUGGAGUAUCCAGAAGACGCUCCCCGGACGCCACUGUCGGAGCAGGGAUACGGCGGGAUGCCCCUGCCCGAGGACGUCUUCGCCACCGUUCACUCCGCUCCCUUCCCCAUCCAGGGGGUGUCUCUGUACGGACGGGACCGCUCCCUCCUUCGACUGACGUCCCGCCGGAUGUCCAAGUCCCUGCCGGAGCUCAGGGAGUGCCGAGUCGUCCCCGCCGGCCUGCCUCUCGGAGACGACGAGGAGGACGCCUCCGAGGACGGCUACGUCUAUGAGCCCCGGUCCGGAUCCGGCUGGCGAGUCAAGGUGGAUUUUGUUCUCUGCGUGGCGUGCCAGACCCUGGGACUGAACAGCAUCUGGAGAUUUCCUUACUAUUGUUACAAGAAUGGAGGAGGUUCGUUUGUCCUCGCCUACCUGAUCUUGUUAGUGUUGUGUGGCGUGCCAAUGCUAUGCAUGGAGCUGUCCGUAGGACAGAUAAUGCAGACGGGACCGAUUGCAGCUCUGGGGCAACUGUGUCCUCUGAUGAAAGGAAUAGGAUUUUCCAGUAUUGUCGCUUCAUUUCUACUGACUGCAUAUUAUAGCGUUCUAGUUAGCUGGGCAUUGUUUUAUUUGUUCAAUUCCUUUUAUUCUCUUCCCCGUUGGCUUACGUGCGGUCACACAUGGAACACAGAGUCCUGCUGGAACGAAUUUAUAACUUUCUCUUCCGCGGAGAUGCGAGGUUGGCAUUCUUCUGCUUUGAACAAUGUUGACGGCACGCCUAGUAGUUUGGGCAUAAUUCCCGACGUUAGUAAUGUCACGGGUAUGAAUAUCACUUUUGUUAAUGCUACCGUAGCGCCUAAACGCAUUCCGGUUACUUCUGCGAGCUUCGUCAACUGCACGUUAUCAUCUCAAGAAUUUUUGGACCGAAAGUUAUUGGAAGUGAGCGACAAAAUAGAAAAUCUGGGAGAGUUGCGAUUUGAACUGAUGGCUGCCGUGUUGUUCACGUGGGUCCUGGUCUACUUUGCGCUACGCAAGGCCACCCUCUUCAAAGGGAGGACGGUCUACGUGUUGGCCGUGAUGUCUCACGUCGUCCUGCUGUCGCUGUUUCUGAGGGUCCUCUUCCUGGAAGGAGCCGGCAAGGGCCUUUGCUAUCUGUUCAAACCAAACUGGGAACAACUGGGCAAUGCUAAAGUAUGGUUGUACGCACUCGCACAAAUCAUACACUCUCUGGGGAUCAUCAUCGGAUCCAGUAUAGCGGUCGGUUCGUGUAACAAAAAGCAGAACAAUGCAUUCAGGGAUACUUGGAUCCUGGCAUUUUUUACGGUGGUCACGGUUCUCAUUAUAGCGUGCAUUGCCUUCGGGAGCGUUGGACACCUAUCCGCGAGAACCGGAAGGCCGAUAGACUCCAUCCUGCACAAAGAUCCCGGUCUGGCAUUCGUCGUGUACUCCGUCGCCGUGGGGACCACUCCGGUGCCUUCGCUGUGGGGUGUGUUCUUUUUUAUCAUGUUUUUCUGGCUGGGAAUGGAGUAUCAGAUAAAACUGGUGGCUGUUGUGGUGACGUCUCUAGAAGAAUCGUACAGUCACUUCAUCAAACGGAAAUUCCAAGGACAUUCCUUGUUCCUCUUCGUAAUAUGCGUCUUCUGUUUUUUCUCUAGCAUUUUGUACGUGACGCAGGCUGGAAUAUAUUUCUUUCAAGUGAUAGAUCAUUAUGUGGGAGUGCUGGCAGUUGUCAUACUGGCCGUUUUUGAAGCCAUCUCCCUCAGUUGGAUUUAUGGGACCAAAAAACUAAGUUCCGACAUCACGGAAGCUUUGGGGAUGAAGGUGUCCGUCUACUUUCAGAUCUGUUGGGCUUUUCUCUCGCCACUGGUGUUGCUGGCUGUGGUAAUUUUUAGUAUUGCAACAAUGCACAAGCUGGCAGACGAUUCUGGUUACACCUAUGCCAGAGUGGGUAAGGCUGUGGGAUGGUUUGGUUUUUCCCUGACUCUCUGCUGGAUACUGAUCAUAGGACUGAAUACUUUCCGCAAAACGCCGAAAGUACACUUUGUGGAGAGGAUUCGAGCAGCUGUGGAACCAAAGAAGCAUCCCGAACCACUUCACCUGUGGGAUCCAAAACCCAUAAUAGUCAUGAACGGUACGCUUUUCAUGAAGGAAGAAGAGGAGGAGUACGACUACGACGAGAAGGAACUUCCCCAAAUUUCCGAAAGGGCCGUACCUUUUCUGGAGUCGAAAAAUGCGAGGGAGACAGCAAUCUGACGAGAACCGGGCAGCUAAAUAAUACUCAUAGUUUUUAGGCCGUACGUUGCACUAUUUAUGUUAGAAACACAAAACCGGUAGGAUGAAAAACGUACGUCGGUUUUAUUUUGUAACUUUUUUCCCCCCGAGCGCAUCGCGCCCGUCGCUCGAGAAACUUCGGUGGGCGAGGCUUUUCGGCCAUCAGUCAAAUCAAAAUGUCCCAAUGCCGGUUGUGAUAUAAUUGAGAAAUUUAAUCGUUGCACGUCGAAGAUCGAGGUUCUCCGCUGUGAUAAACCUGUCGUGGAACAAAAUUGUCACGUUAAAGAAACGUUUGGGAUCAAAAAUAUUCGAUGUACAUAUAUCAGAGUUCUAUUUUUCUACUCCGAUCGCAUCACGGAAACUGUAAACUUACUUUGUUAGAGCCAAAGAACCUUUUACUGUCGCAUUAGCACAGUACAUGUAAUAUCAUUUUUCAGUAUGUUGUAUAGAAACAAAUAAAAUUGUAGUUCUUUUGUA
Messenger RNA from Centruroides sculpturatus (bark scorpion), 3387 nucleotides. RefSeq names its product sodium- and chloride-dependent GABA transporter 2-like. Lineage: Eukaryota; Metazoa; Arthropoda; Arachnida; Scorpiones; Buthidae. The transcript is spliced from 12 exons. Bases 394 to 2892 code for a protein of 832 amino acids. The record is from RefSeq and is a predicted model, not a curated record. Gene Ontology annotation, cellular component: membrane. Gene Ontology annotation, biological process: sodium ion transmembrane transport.